This is a messenger RNA of Colletotrichum destructivum, 964 nucleotides long. RefSeq lists its product as uncharacterized. The transcript is spliced from 2 exons. The record is from RefSeq and is a predicted model, not a curated record. NCBI's taxonomy places the organism in Eukaryota, Fungi, Ascomycota, Sordariomycetes, Glomerellales, Glomerellaceae. The coding region runs from base 224 to 964 and encodes 246 amino acids.
CUUCCUGAUACUUAAGGACUUGGCAGCCACCCGCCUCGUCCCCUCACCUCAGCCCUCGAUAGUGUACUCGAUCACUUGCCUUAUACACACAUCUCACCUAUUCACCAAACCGAUGCUGUUGUAUACCUCAAAAACACCUUGAAACAACCUCAGCUUCCUAAACAUCUAUCUUUUUUUGGACACACACACACACACACACACACACACACACACACACACAGUAAUGGACUUCAUCCUCGAAUCCCGGGUUCCCAAAGGCGGCGGCGGCAGGGGCGGCGGCGGCCGAAGCAGCUUUGGCAAAUCCUCCAAAUCAAAAUCCAAGACGAGCAAGUCCAAGUCCAAGUCUAAGGGCGGUCACAUCGUCGCCGGCGGUGGUGGAGGCGGCGGCGGAGGAGGUGGAGGUGGCUUCGGCGCCGUCCCCCUCUGGGCCCGAAUUCUCAUCAUUGUCUUGAUUGUCUGGUUCGUCCUGUUCCUCGUAUCCUUGACAUAUUAUCUGGUCCAGGAACUCAAGCGCAAGAAGGAAGGUCACAAGUUCCGCCUGGGCCACGUCCUCGGCCGCGCCCUCCUCAUGUCGACGGGCCUCUGGAUCCCCGUCUUCCUCUACAAAAAGCUCGCCGCCCACAAGAAGAACAAGUCUGUCACCAGCGGCGGCGAAUCCUGCGUUCGCGGCGGAGUCUACGCCAAGAUCGAAGAAGGCAGGUCCGACGAAGGCCACAACCGGGACUCCUGGUUCGCCGGCGCUGCAUCGGGCAACCAAGGCAACGGCAACACCGCGGAAAGCAAAUACGAGCCCAUGGGCUACGCGCCCUACCGCUCGCAGACGCCUGUCCCGCCGUACGCUCCCCCCACGGCGUCCGGGCCCAGCCCGGCCCCCGCAGCGACGACGGGGGCGGCCGCGGAGUACUACUUGCCGCAGCCGCCUUCACAAGCUGCGCCCACGCAGCACCCGCCCCAAUACAGCUAA